UUAAAAGGAACCUUCCCUAAUCAAACGCUAAAUUUCACUGUGAACUGAGAGGAUAGGCGGCCGUAGCCGAUAUAUAAUCUCUAUAAGAAGCUCUCUCUCUCUCUAUAAACUAGGUUUUCUGCAAUGGAGAUCAAGCUGUCAUUCCCGGCCGGUAGUCCGCCGCUGCCAGUCAUUAUUGCGGCGAAGAUUGCUGGAGUUUCUCUCUCAAUCGAUGCCACUCUCACUUCUGGUUCUCCUCCCACCUUCCACUUCUCUGAUGGACGUGAAUUGUGUGGAACCAAUGAGCUGCUACGCUAUCUUGGUGAAUCAGCGAUCAUUCCCAAUUUCAAUGGACGGGAUGCCCUUGAAUCUGGCCAGAUUGAUAAAUGGCUACAAUAUGCCCCUAUCCUUGCUUUAGGUUCAGAAUUUGAGGGAGCAUGUACCUAUUUGGAUAAGCACUUGUUGAAGUGUACUUUUUUGGUUGGUCAUAAUCUGUCAAUUGCAGAUAUAGCAAUCUGGUCGGGUCUUGCAGUUACUGGGAAAAGAUGGGAAAGUUUGAGGAAGUCAAAGAAAUAUCAAAACCUAGUGCGGUGGUUCAACUCUAUAUCUGUAGAAUAUCAUGGUGUCUUGGAUGAAAUCACGUCAACAUAUGUCGGGAAAAGAGGCGUGGGAAAGCCAAUAACACCUGAAGUAAAAGAAAAGGAGCAACAAGGUGUUAAUAAUCAUUCCAAGAAUGUAAGUGGCGAUGUUAAUGAAAAAGGGAAAGCAGGUGGCCGGUCAGCAUUUGAAGUUGAUCUUCCAGGUGCUGAAGUCGGAAAAGUGAUGUUACGGUUUGCACCCGAACCCAGUGGCUAUCUUCACAUAGGCCAUUCCAAAGCUGCACUGUUGAACCAGUACUUUGCUCAAAGAUACCAAGGUCAGGUGAUUGUGCGCUUUGAUGAUACAAAUCCUGCUAAAGAAAGCAGUGAAUUCGUGGAUAACCUUCUGAAAGAUAUAGAAACCUUGGGUAUUAAUUAUGUGAAAGUUACAUAUACUUCAGAUUACUUCCCAGUGUUGAUGAAAAUGGCUGAAAAGUUGAUUCUCGAGGGUAAAGCUUAUGUUGAUGAUACACCACGUGAGCAAAUGCAGAAAGAAAGGAUGGAUGGAAUUGAAUCAAAAUGUAGGAAUAAUAGCCCAGAGGAGAACAUGAAAUUAUGGAAGGAAAUGAUUGCUGGAUCUGAGAGGGGUUUGCUGUGCUGUCUCCGUGGCAAGUUGGAUAUGCAGGAUCCAAACAAGUCCCUUCGAGAUCCUGUAUAUUACCGUUGCAAUCCGAUUCCUCAUCACCGAAUUGGAUCAAAGUAUAAGAUAUACCCAACUUAUGAUUUUGCAUGUCCAUUUGUUGAUGCUGAAGAAGGUAUAACGCAUGCGCUCCGAUCGAGUGAGUACCAUGAUCGUAAUGCUCAGUAUUACAGGAUCCAAGAGGAAAUGGGAGUUCGAAAUGUUAGUAUAUAUGAAUUCAGCCGGUUAAACAUGGUAUAUACACUUCUUAGCAAGCGCAAGCUUCUAUGGUUUGUGCAAAAUGGAAAAGUUGAUGGGUGGGAUGAUGCUCGUUUCCCAACUGUCCAAGGAAUUGUGCGCAGAGGACUGAAAAUUGAAGCUUUGGUACAAUUCAUUCUUGAACAAGGGGCAUCAAAAAAUCUCAAUCUCAUGGAGUGGGACAAACUCUGGACCAUUAAUAAGAAGAUCAUUGACCCUGUUUGUCCCCGACAUACUGCUGUGGUUGAAGAACGACGCGUUUUGUUGACCCUAGAUGAUGGCCCUGAGAAACCAUUUGUCCGCAUCAUACCAAGGCAUAAGAAAUAUGAAGGUGCAGGGGAAAAGGCCACUACUUACACAAAGAGUAUAUGGAUUGACCAUGCUGAUGCUGCAUCUGUCUCAGUAGAUGAGGAAAUUACCUUAAUGGAUUGGGGAAAUGCCAUAAUAAAAGAAAUCAAGAAGGAUCAAGAUGGAAAUAUCACGCACUUGGCCGGUGUUUUGCAUCUUGAAGGAUCUGUCAAAACCACGAAGUUGAAGCUUACCUGGCUACCUGAGACAAGUGAACUUGUUAAUCUUUCUUUGGUGGAGUUUGACUAUCUAAUUACAAAAAAGAAGCUAGAAGAAGAUGAGGAUUUCAUUGAUGUGCUUAACCCAUGCACGAAAAAGGAGACUGCAGCACUUGGGGAUUCAAACAUGCGGAACUUGCAGCGUGGGGACAUACUGCAGCUGGAGCGGAAAGGUUAUUUCAGAUGCGAUGUUCCGUUUGUUAGAUCUUCAAAGCCUAUAGUCCUAUAUGCAAUUCCAGAUGGAAGGCAGCAAACUGUAUCGAAGUAAGGCCUUACUUCUAAUUACGAGUUAUUUGUGAAAUCUGUUGGGAAAUUCCCCUCAUUUGACACCGCAGAUUAAAGAACUAUUGAUGUAAUACUGAUUUAUCUUUCUAAACUCUACAGAACUUGCAAACCUACAUCUUAUCAUUUCUUGUC
Cornus florida is the source of this 2477-nucleotide messenger RNA. Its product is annotated as glutamate--tRNA ligase, cytoplasmic. The record is from RefSeq and is a predicted model, not a curated record. The coding region runs from base 124 to 2328 and encodes 734 amino acids. The transcript is spliced from 6 exons. Gene Ontology annotation, biological process: translation; glutamyl-tRNA aminoacylation. NCBI's taxonomy places the organism in Eukaryota, Viridiplantae, Streptophyta, Magnoliopsida, Cornales, Cornaceae. Gene Ontology annotation, cellular component: cytoplasm; cytosol; methionyl glutamyl tRNA synthetase complex. Gene Ontology annotation, molecular function: glutamate-tRNA ligase activity; ATP binding.